AUGACGUAUUGUUCAGUUUAAUGAGUCGGUUGAUGACUUUUAUGAGUUACACUGAAGUAAUGAAUUAAUCAGCAGUAAAUAGUGAUGCCUUUGUGGAGCGUAUCUUCUAUAAUAAAAAUUAGGUAGUAAUUUAUUUAAUUGUAGUUUGGAAAUCAAAAAGAGUAGAUUUUUUAAACGAGACAUUUCUAUUUUUCUCCAGACAUUUGAGGUUAAAUGAGUGUUAACAUAUUACAAAGUGCAAGUUCAUAACCUUUAAUUUCCGUUAAUUAAGGCAAUAAAUGUGCUAACGACUUUCUUAAAAGCGUACGACAUCCAGUAACAAAGAUGUCUUUCCAAGUGCGUGCUUUAUAUGACUUCGAUGGUGAACCAGGCACUGCUGAAAUGUCAAUAUCAUCUGGUGAGACUCUUACAGUGACAAGAACUGAUGUUGGCGAAGGAUGGUGGGAAGGUGUCAAUAAAAAUGGAAAAUCAGGUUUAUUUCCUGAAGCUUAUGUGGAAAAAAUAUCUGCCAAUAGUGGAGGUCCACCCCAAAUACCAGCACCUUUACUUACACCUACUCCCAAUCUUAUGGAUGACUGGGGAAGCAGUGCUCAGCCACAACCGGUUGCAGCAAAUGACAAUGACGGCUGGGAUGAUGAUUGGGAUGAAGAUCCAUAUUCAGAAAUCCAAGGCAAUGCCCAUCAUCAGCAUGAACAACUUUAUUCGAAUGAAACAAACCACAAUUUAAAUCCCAGAGGUGAUGCUGAUAAUUUCAGUGAGGCCAGCUUUGGAGGAAUUGAUAAUAAAGGUACUGUGACCAAAAAGAGCUUAAAUAGAUUUUCUACUUUUGUUAAAUCUGGGGGAGAGAGUUACAUUUUAGGAACCUUAAAAGUUAAUGUUGAUGAAUCAAGAAUUAUUAGAAUAGUUAAGUUGGAUGAGUCAACUUUUGCCUGGCCAGCUAUUACCCCUUCAAAUCAAUAUACAGUUUUGGUAACAUCCCCCAAGAAAGAAACAAAACUAAAGGGUCUAAAAAGUUUCAUAGCCUAUCAACUGACACCCUCAUUUAAUAACAUACAAGUAUCAAGAAGAUAUAAGCACUUUGACUGGUUACAUGAAAGAUUGUGUGAGAAAUUCAGUUUAGUAGCUGUACCCCCAUUACCAGAUAAACAGAUCUCUGGAAGGUACGAAGAACAUUUCAUAGAACAUCGAAGAGUCCAACUGCAAGAAUUUGUUAAUUGGGUCUGUAAACAUCCAAUUCUGUCCAAGUGUGAUGUAUGGCAACAUUUUAUUACCUGCACCGAUGAGAAAUUAUGGAAGCAGGGUAAAAGAGCUGCAGAAAGGGAUCCUUUGCAAGGAGCUAACUUUUGUCUUUGUAUAGAAGCCCCAGACAAAAAUUUACUUCAGUCUUGGGUAGAUGAACGAAUGGAAAUCAACAUUAAUUUCAUACACAAUUUGGAUGCGGCAGUUAAAAAUUUACAGGCAACAGCAACAGAUCAAUGUCGUAAAUAUUCGACAGCAUUCAAAAAAGAAUUUUGCAAAAUUGGCGAAAGUUUUUAUAGUUUAGGAACAGCGAUAGAGUCUGCAGAGAAAGCAAAACCCCCUGAUUUGGCAACAGGGAUAAAACGGAUAGGCACUGCAUACUUCGACAUUGGUAAAAUAUACGAGGAUCAACCAAAAUUGGACUGGGAACCCCUUGCUGACAAGCUUUACGUCUACAGAGGCAUUACAGGUGCUUUUCCUGACAUAUUUGCAAUCCACAGAGGGGCUCAACAGAAACGAAAAGAAUGCGAAAAAAUCAACAUGCCCCCAGGUCAAUUAAACGAAGUAAGAAAACGCACUGAUACCGUUACCUACGCGAUUUUUGCCGAACUAAAUCAUUUCAAAUGUGAACGCGAAAUUGAUUUAAAAAUUACAAUGAGAAAUUAUUUAAAAGAACAAAUUAAUUUCUAUAAAAAAAUAGUAGAAAAAUUGGAAGACACUCUUCAGUUCUUUGAUUAAUUGUUUAUUUAACUUACCUCUUCCGCGCCUGUUGAACUUGAUGUUGAUAUUAUGGAAUAUCAACAGGAAGGUAUAUAAGAUAAUAACAAUUAAUAUGUUUCCUAAACAACAUAAUUUUGCAUUUAUAUACGCAUAAUAUAGAUAUAUGUAUAUACUAUACAUACAGGAUGUUCCUUGCCUGCCUUAGAAUGAAAAUAUGAAGAUAACCAAGAAAAUGAGAAACAUUUAUGCAGUAAAAAUUGUAUUUUUUGAUUUCACUUGGUUCUCUACAUGUUUUUACUCGCCUAAAGUUGUCGUGAGAGGUCCUGAAUGUUCGCUUAUCUAAUUGUAUAUUAUUAAUCAAUAGUAAUUAAUUUUUAUGUAUGUAUUUUUUA
This is a messenger RNA of Agrilus planipennis (emerald ash borer), 2351 nucleotides long. RefSeq names its product sorting nexin lst-4 (gene SH3PX1). Gene Ontology annotation, cellular component: cytoplasmic vesicle; plasma membrane. Gene Ontology annotation, molecular function: protein binding; phosphatidylinositol binding. The record is from RefSeq and is a predicted model, not a curated record. The coding region runs from base 325 to 1977 and encodes 550 amino acids. The transcript has a single exon. Lineage: Eukaryota; Metazoa; Arthropoda; Insecta; Coleoptera; Buprestidae. Gene Ontology annotation, biological process: plasma membrane tubulation; endocytosis; endosomal transport.